AUGGCAAGUUCCUUUCCGUUGAUGCUCAAUUUGUACAUUUCUGGUGAUGAAUUGUACAGGAAAGUAGCAACAUGUUUCCAGCUGGAGAGGAGAGGAGAUCGUCGUGUUCGCUUCAUCCACAAAGAGGUAACAGAUAAACAAAUAAUGGAUGGAAGCAAAUAG
Dovyalis caffra is the source of this 162-nucleotide messenger RNA. The record is from the annotation of a GenBank genome assembly. Lineage: Eukaryota; Viridiplantae; Streptophyta; Magnoliopsida; Malpighiales; Salicaceae.